Molecule: messenger RNA, 1300 nt
Organism: Paramecium tetraurelia
Lineage: Eukaryota; Ciliophora; Oligohymenophorea; Peniculida; Parameciidae
Exons: 4
Molecular function (GO): ubiquitin protein ligase activity
Source: RefSeq, a predicted model, not a curated record
AUGUAUUGCGAUUCAAUCUCUGAUGGUUUGGUGGCUUUGGGAGUAUUUGACGGAUCCCUGGGCAUAGUGUCGUUAGUUUUAUCGAUUAUGUUAGAAGGAACUCAAGAAAAAAUAUACACUCUCAUGUGUACGAUUACUGAAUUCUGGUGGAUUUGGCUGAUUGUAAGCAUAAUAUAUAAGAAACUUUCAGUUGGUGUUGUUUGCUCUGUGAAAGAGGUGUUGAUGCUCCCAGAUUAUCAAUUCUCUAGAUACGUUGCUGCAAUCCUUUCCCUACUACAAUUUUCAAUGACAAUAUGCUUAAUCAACAGUGAUGAUGUUAAAAAGUUCACAGGAGAAAUGUUGGCAUUGGCUAUGCUUGUUCCAGUUUUCUGCUUUUUUAAAGGAAUAGCAUUAAUAUUUGUUCUUCUUUAAUAAAUAUUCUUUAUAUUUACAGGAAGAGAAAAAAAUCAAUACUUUACUUUAAUCCAAGAAUAACAAUCAAAAAAAUAAGUUAUUUUCUUGGGAAUAGUAUUUUUAAUUAUGACAUCACUUUAUUACUUUUUAAAAUCAUUGUUUGUAUUCACUAUCUAUAACAAUUUCGACGAUCUAAGCACUAAAAUAUUCACUUUAACAAUAAUAACAUAAUCACUUUUUCUAAUCAUUUUCAGUUCUUUUAUGACUUACUAGUUGAUUACAAUUUUAAAGUAGAUUCCUGUUCAUGAAGAUCCACAUUUAAUGAAUCCUAAUUAAAAAUGCUAUCGUAACUGGUUCAUUUUAAUUAAGUCAAUUUAUUUUAGUGAUAAAAUGAGAUGGCUAAGAAGAAUUACUUAAUGCUUUUGGUGUAUAUAAUGUGUUUAUGGAUUGAUACAAUUCCCAUUUUUCAAACUAAUGCAAAUUACUUAAUAAUAACUCUAUACUCAAACCUCCUUUAUGUACUUCGAUACUUUUUUAUUAUAAGGCCUAAUCAUAACUUAAAUCAUUUUAAAUAUGGCCAAGAAGUACCAUUAGAUAUAAGAUGAUGAAGAUCCAUUUUUAUUUAAUAUCAAAUUUGCUAACGAGGAUUCAUCUCGAGCUGAAAAGAAAUAAAAAACUCUUGAUAAUUCUUAAAUUCAAUGUGGAAUUUGUCUUGAAGACUUGAAAGCCGGGUAGAUAAGACAGAAGUUAACAUGCCAUGAAACCCAUAUUUUUCAUCUACUUUGUAUUUAAAAAUGGACCCAGACUUAAAACGUUUGCCCAAUCUGCAGAACUCCUUGUGAUUGAAAGUUUCGAAAUGAUUUAUUCAACAAUAAUUUAUAUUGUAACAUACUUAAAUUAUUUAAAA